AAAAUAAACGACCAAAGACUUAGAGGUAAUUGAAAAGAUUAGUAGUCGAAAGAAAGAGCUUAAACAAGAAGGACUUGAAAGAAAAUUAUUUUAAAAAUAUUUAAAAAAAAAAUGUUGCAGACAAAGUUUUAUAGUGUAUUUUUAAUAAUUUCUAUAGUGCAAUUUUCCUGGGCAGGAGUUAUAAGACCUCCUUCACCCAUUAUCAGUGAUGAGGCUAAAGAAGAAUUUGAAAGACAAGUGCGUUUAGAAACUGAAGAGUUUCUUAAUAAUAUUUUCAAAAAUCAAAUCGGUUUCUUUAAUAAAGUAAAAACAUCUUUGGAUCCUGCUACACAGCGUUAUAAGGAUAUAGAAACCUAUGUGGGUAAAUUGGAGGUGGCCAAAGAAGAGAAAAGUUUAGAUAAAAAAGAUGAAUUAUAUUUUGAUUCUUUAAGAAAGAUCGACAAAUCUACUUUGUUUCUCAAUGAACGUCAAGAAACCGGUUUAGAAGAUGAUGAUUAUCAAAAGAUCUUAGAGGAAAAUGGUCUUAAAGAUUUAAUGAAAAAUUUCUUAGCCGAUGUUGCGGUAUAUUUUUGGAAAAUGGCUAAACAUAGCGGUAAAGUGGUAGAGUCCACUAUGGAUCGUUUUAUUGAAAAUAUGCAAAAAGAUAAAGUUGUAUUUUAGAUUUAAGAAAAAACCAUUUGAAAAAAUAUAACAGUAAAUUAGUUUUUAGUGUAAAAAAUAUAUUAAAAUUAGUGAAUUUU
Lucilia cuprina (Australian sheep blowfly) is the source of this 740-nucleotide messenger RNA. RefSeq lists its product as uncharacterized. The coding region runs from base 112 to 660 and encodes 182 amino acids. The record is from RefSeq and is a predicted model, not a curated record. The transcript is spliced from 3 exons. NCBI's taxonomy places the organism in Eukaryota, Metazoa, Arthropoda, Insecta, Diptera, Calliphoridae.